Messenger RNA from Rhinichthys klamathensis goyatoka, 3542 nucleotides. It is a transcript of the gene rrbp1b, whose product is annotated as ribosome binding protein 1b. Bases 48 to 3143 code for a protein of 1031 amino acids. Lineage: Eukaryota; Metazoa; Chordata; Actinopteri; Cypriniformes; Leuciscidae. The record is from RefSeq and is a predicted model, not a curated record. Gene Ontology annotation, biological process: protein transport. Gene Ontology annotation, cellular component: endoplasmic reticulum membrane. The transcript is spliced from 26 exons.
UGGCUUUUGUACUUUUGUAGGAUUAGGAGGGACAGGACUGAGCAAAGAUGGAUGUGUACGACCCUCAAACUCUGGGAAUUGUGGUGUUUGGUGGCUUCAUGGUGUUCUCCGCCAUUGGCAUUACGCUCGUUUCAACUUUUUCCAUGAAGGAGACAUCUUACGAAGAAGCCCUGGCCAAACAACGGCAAGACUCCGGCAAGAUUCAACCCCAGCGCUCUGACAAGAAGAAAAGGGUAUCUGAAAAGAAAAACAAGGCCAAGAAGAAGGAGGAGAAGCCAAAUGGGAACCUUCCAGAAUCUGAGCCCGAGUCCAUCCCUGAACCUGUGGUAGAAAACAGUGAACCCAAUCCAUUACUCGAAGUUGAAGCAGAACCCCAACCUGAACCUGUGCCUGUUCCCAAGCCUGAACCUGAAGUUAAGCCCAAGCCAGUUGUACCUGAACCAUCUCCUAAGAUUGUUGAGUGUGCUGCCCCUCCUACUGUGAGUGCUGUGGUGGCCCCACUUGCUCCUUCCCCAAAAGAGAAGAAAAAGAAGAAGGUGGCCAAGGUGGAACCGGCCCCCGUCAAGCCUGUGGAGGUCCCAGAAGUUGUAGUUAAGGUGGAACCAGUGGUUGCAGAGGUGGCGGUGGCGGUGAAAGCAGCAGUUGCUCCUGAGGUUGCUGCUCCCCCUAAAAAUGAAGAACCCAAAACUGAAGCUCCAACCAAGAAGAAGUCUAAGAAGAAAGCUGAGCCAGUGGUUUUUGUGGAAACGGUUGAUGUCCCCCAGCCGUCACCAUAUAAAACUCUGGUCUCCAGUCUGAAUAGUGCAUCGUUCAGUGAAUCCGAGACCCAGAAACUCUUUGAGAUCAUCAGCAAGAAGGCAGGAAAGGACUCCUGCCAACUGGCAUCUCAGAAGGGUGACCCCUUGGCGCCGUUGAAGAAGCAGCUGGAGGAGAAGGAAAAGCAGUUGACCGCUGAGCAGGGCAACAUAGCUGCAGCCAAAAACCGUGUCCGAGAGCUUACCAAGGAGCUGAGUUCUUCAAAGGGCAAGAUGACAUCCUUAGAGACACGUAUGAGCUCUGAGCUGAGCGCCCGUGGCCAGGAGAUCGCAGCUCUACAGGCUCAAAUGCAGACUUCCUACCAGGAGCACAUCAACGAGACACAACAGCUCAACGGCAAGAUCCAAAGCCUGCAAGAGCAGUUAGAGAAUGGUCCGAAUGCUCAGCUGGCCCGUCUGCAGCAAGAGAACUCAAUUCUCAGAGAUGCCCUCAAUCAAGCCACUAGCCAGGCUGAAAGCAGGCAGAAUGCAGAGUUGGCAAAGCUGCGUCAGGAUUGUGUGCGUCUAAACCGAGAGCUGAAUGAGCGCACGGCUGCUCAGCAUGCUGAGGAAGAGCGCAGGAAGACUCUUGAAACCAAGAUGUCCACUGCUGAAGAACAGCUAGCACAAACACAAGCGUCCCGUAUGGAGGCAGAGAAGGCUCUGCAGCAGAAGUUGGAUCGAGUCUGUGAAGAACUCCAUGAGGCUCAGCACGGAAGCACCACCCUACAGACUCAAGUAGAUGCAUCAAAAGAGCAAACCAAGACCCUUACUGAACUCCAGGAGCGUAUGCGUGUUACAGAAAAAGAGCUGAAAGACAGAUGUGAAGAGCUGGAGAUAUUGAGAGCACAGCUGUCUCAGACACCACAGGUUACUGAGGAAAAGCCCUCUGUGGAAACAGAAGCAACAGUACAGGCUGAGAUCCAGAAUAUCAACUGCGAGGAGGUUGAACAGUUGAGGAGCAGUCUGAAAGAGAGGGAGGACCAGCUGACAUCAAUGGAGACGGAGCUUAAUCAGAGGAGGGAGGAGCUUGACACAUUAAAGAGAGCUCAGUCUGAGGAGACUCAGAAUAGGGUUAAUGAGGCGGACACGGAACGAAGGGAAUACACAGCUGAGAUCGACCAACUGAAAGCUAGUCUGAAAGAAAAGGAAGAUUCGGUGGCAUCUCUACAGGCUCAGCUGGAGAAGAUGGAAAGUGCUGAUACUGAUGAAGCUGAACCGCCGUUUGAGAAUCUGGAGAAGGACGCACGCAUGAUCUCGCUGGAGGAGGAACUUCAACAGCUUAAAGAAGAGAUGGAGCGAGUGAAGGCCAAGAGCAACGAACUGCGAGAUAAAAACUAUUCCACAGUGGAAGCCCUAUCUGCUGCUGAGAGGCUGAGUGAAGAAAGACUGAGCCAGGCCAAGGCCGCACAGAGUGAAGUUGAGCAGCAGCUGAGCUCUUUCCAGACAGACACCAGAAACGCUUUCCAGACGCUCUUCCCUCACAUCAGCAUAGAAACGCAUCAGACAAACUGGCUGGAAGCAUUCACACAUGAAGCACAGAAGAACCUGACAGAAAAUCACCAGAGUCCAGCAGAACAGCAGCACAUAAUGUCCGGCUCAGAUGUGACGGAUCUGCAGCAGAAACUCGCCCUAUCAGAAGAGAGACAGAGGUCACUUCAGGCUGAGUGUGAGCAGUACAGAUCAACUCUCAGUGAAACGGAGAGCACGCUGAAAGUUCUGCAGAGUAGUGUGGAGGACGGCGAGCUCAUGUGGAAGUCAAAGGUUACAGAUGCUGAGCAGCAAAAACAGACGGCUCUGGAUCAGGUGAAGGUCCUGGAGGAGACGAUAAAUGUGGAAAGACAGGACACCAAUCAGCUGAAGGGCCAGGUGAUGCUUUUGGAAGCCCAGCUGGAGAAACAACUGGAAUCCAUAACCAUCAGUCAAACGUAUGCAGAAGAAAUGUCUCAGCUGAAGGCAUUGUUAUCAGAAACUCAGGUCCAGCUGGUAUCAGCCAAAGCAGAGGCUCAGGAACAGAGAGCAGAACUUUCAUUGGUCAAGCAGGAGCUACAGGAAGUGAGUCGGCAGGUAGAGAACGAGAAGAGCACACCGUCCACUCAGGCGCAGAAGUGCGACAGAGAUCUCGAGGCUCAGUUAGAAGAGCUGAAAGCUGCUGGAGAAGGACCAACUGAAGAGCUAAAGGAGAGAGUGGAGAAAGAGAAGAAGCUGACGCAAGACCUCGGCCAGGCAGCCUCUGAACUGCAGCAGCUCCUGAAGAGCUCUCAGGAAGAGCUGGAUGAAGAGAAGAACCUGCCGGAACAGUUACAGGGCAAGGAAACUGAAGAGUCAAAAGAAGGAACGUCUGUUUGACAGAAAAAAUCCAACAACCUUGUGCCUUACUAUUCUUAUGCAUUAUUUACUUCUGUAUUCUCUGCUACUGUGGCAAAUGUGCCGACUGUUAGCCAGUGAGGAUUGUUAAGGGAGGAAGCAUAAUAUAUUUUUUGUUUUAUUGGAGCUGUUAUUAGGUGACUGAACACCUCCUAAAGUUAUUGCAAAACCGCUCAGUGUUGAAAGGGAGGAGUGCUUGAGUGAAAGAUACAGUACAGGAUGAUUUGUGCAAUUGCUCUUUUUAUCUUUUGUUUGCAUGUUCUCAUAAGAGUCAUAGGAAGGAACAUUUCAUGUUGCAGCAAUGCAGUACAAGCUACUACACUUUUGUAGUUGGCUGUUAACAAAUGUGAUUAUAUAAUAAUAAAAUACUGUAUGUACUUU